This is a messenger RNA of Brassica oleracea var. oleracea, 3311 nucleotides long. Its product is annotated as probable LRR receptor-like serine/threonine-protein kinase At2g16250. The transcript has 4 exons. Gene Ontology annotation, biological process: protein phosphorylation; hormone-mediated signaling pathway. The record is from RefSeq and is a predicted model, not a curated record. NCBI's taxonomy places the organism in Eukaryota, Viridiplantae, Streptophyta, Magnoliopsida, Brassicales, Brassicaceae. Gene Ontology annotation, cellular component: plasma membrane. Gene Ontology annotation, molecular function: protein kinase activity; protein binding; ATP binding. The coding region runs from base 332 to 3037 and encodes 901 amino acids.
GUGUGACAGUGUUUUCUCAACCAUCUCGAUCUUCUUCUCUCUCUACUAAAGACUUUUUACUAUUUCAGUUCUAAUUUUAAGGAUAGUGAUGAUUUUCUCUGAGAUUAGUAAUUAGGAUUAUCAGAGAAAGAGAGAGAGAGAGAGAGAGAGAGAGAGAGAGAGAGAGAGGUGGGUUUAUUAAUGUAUGUGAAGGUAGGAACCGUAUCUGUCUCUGUCUUCUCCAAACCAUCUCUUAGGGUUUUAAUUCUGCUUAAAAAAAUCUAGGGUUUGUUUCUGUCAGUGAUUUAUGAUGAUGUGUGAGAGUGGAAGAUGAGAGUGUUGUCCAUAAACAAUGGUGGAUCGAAGAAGCGCAUUGUGUUUCGUCUCAUCCUUCUUCUUCUUGUCUCUGUUACUGUUCGACUGCGUCGCCGUUGCGAAACAACGGACUCGAUUCGACGAGCUGCUCACUCUGCUUCGUCUCAGGUCCACUCUCGGUUUAAAAGGAACCGAUUGGCCAAUCAAAGGCGAUCCCUGUCGCGUCUGGAGAGGGAUACAAUGCGACGGCAACGGAAGCAUCAUCGGGAUCAACAUCUCCGGUUUCAAGAGGACGAGGAUCGGUAAGCAGAAUCCUCAGUUCGCCGUUGAUCCGCUCCUUAAUCUCACUCGCUUAGCUUAUUUCAACGCGUCUGGAUUUGAAUUGCCUGGUUCUGUUCCUUAUUGGUUUGGUGUUAGUUUGACGACAUUGCGCGUCUUGGAUCUUAGCUCUUGUUCCGUGAACGGUGUUGUUCCCGUAACACUCGGUAACCUCACCAGCUUGGUGAGUUUGAACUUGUCUCGUAACAGUCUCACCGGUUCGGUUCCGAGCAGUUUAGGGGAGCUGUCGAGUCUUUCGGAGCUUGAUCUCUCUAGGAACACGCUCACCGGAGCUCUUCCUCCUUCGUUCAGCUCGUUGCUGAACCUCACGAGUCUUGAUGUUUCUUCUAAUUACCUCACUGGUCCAAUCCCUCCUGGUGUGGGAUUGCUGUCGAAGCUUCUCUACUUGAACUUCUCAAGCAAUAGCUUCUCGUCUUCGAUUCCUCCAGAGCUUGGAGAUCUCGUCAAUCUUGUUGAUCUUGAUCUCAGCAUCAACUCAUUGUCUGGUUCAGUUCCUCUGGAGUUUAGAAAGUUAACGAAUCUGCGGAACAUGGUGAUUGGUGACAACCUCUUGAGCGGAGCUUUACCAGCUGAUCUGUUUGGUGCUAUGAGCCAGCUUCAGAGCUUACUUCUGAGAGAAAACGGUUUCUCCGGUAAUCUACCUGAUGCGUAUUGGUCUUUGCCCAAGUUACGGAUCCUCGACAUUGCUAAGAACAACUUCACUGGGAUGCUACCGAACUCUAGCUCUGGUCCGAAUGCAGAUGUGGUCGAUAUCUCCUCGAACAUGUUCUACGGCGAGCUCACAAGGAUUCUCACAAGGUUCAGUGCCAUGUACCUCUCAGGUAACUACUUUGAAGGCAAGGUUCCAGAUUAUGUGCUCAGAGCAAACGCGUCUCUGACCAGAAACUGCCUUCAAAACGAGAAGAGACAGAAGUCUUCAGAAGAUUGUUCAUCCUUCUACACAGCUAAAGGGUUAGACUUUGAUGAUUUCGGACGUCCUACUUCUAAAAAGGCUUCUUCUACAGGGCUAAGCCGCAGGACUGUGAUUAUAUUAGCAUCAGUCGGUGGAGUGAUUGGUUUUAUUCUGAUAUUCAUUCUCUUGCCCAUUCUUGUGGUUCUAUGGAUGCGUCGAAGAGGCAGAGAGGGUCAAGGAGGGGGCGGUGACAGGCCCAAACCUGUAACCGAAGCUUCUCAGCCACCUAAAGGAGCACAGACCUUUGAUUUGUCGCGUCUUGGGAAUGCGUUUACGUAUGAUCACCUUCUCCAAGCGACAGGGGACUUCAAUGACGCCAAUCUGAUCAAACGUGGCCACUCCGGGAGCUUGUUCCGAGGCUUCUUGGAUAACGGAACGCCCAUUGUUAUAAAGAAGAUCAAUACGAAGGAGAGUAAAAACGAAGGGUAUAUAGCGGAGCUUGAGCUGUUGAGUAAAGCUGGACACCAGAGGCUGGUUCCAUGUCUUGGACACUGCUUGGAGAAUGAGGGGCAGAAGCUAUUGGUGUACAAGUUUAUGAGGAACGGAGAUCUGGCUAGCGCUUUGUUUAGGAAGUCGGACAACGAAGGUGAUGGGUUGAAGUCUUUGGAUUGGAUAACAAGGUUGAAGAUUGCUCUUGGUGCAGCCGAGGGGCUAGCUUACUUGCAUCACGAGUGUUCCCCACCUCUUGUUCAUAGAGAUGUGCAAGCAAGUAGUAUACUUCUUGAUGAUAAGUUUGAGGUACGUCUUGGAAGCCUAAGCGAGGCAUAUGUUCAAGGUGAUGCUUAUCAGAGCAGGAUUUCUCGUUUACUUCGCUUACCACAAUCGACUGAAGCAUCCUCUUCAGGUGCAGCAAAUGCAACAUGCGCCUAUGAUGUCUACUGCUUCGGCAAAGUGUUACUUGAGCUAGUCACGGGGAAGCUCGGGAUCAGCUCGCCGGACAACGCAGAGGCAAAAGCAUACAUGGAAGAAGCUUUGCAAUACAUCAGCACAAACGAGAAGGAGCUAGUGACCAAGAUCCUAGACCCGUCGUUAUUGGUGGACGAGGACCUUCUAGAAGAAGUCUGGGCGAUGGCUAUCAUCGCAAAGUCAUGCCUAAACCCAAAACCAACAAGAAGGCCGUUGAUGAGACACAUAGUGAACGCACUUGAGAAUCCGUUGAAAGUAGUGAGAGAGGAUACCAACUCUGGCUCAGGCUCUUCACGGUUGAGAACAAACUCGUCGAGAGGGUCUUGGAACGCUGCUAUAUUCGGGAGCUGGAGGCAAAGCGCGUCGGAUGUAACAGCUGUUCAAGCUGUAGGAACAACAAGUGGUGGUGGGGGUUUGAUAAACUCAGGGUCGCAAGGGAGCAGUGGAAGGAAUAAUAACAAUGGGAACUCAUCGUCGAGAAGAAGGCAGUCUAGUGAGAUUGUGCCUGAACCUGCAGCUUAUGGGGAAGAUGUAGUUCUCAGGUGAGAGGAUAAGAUUUUUAGGAUUGGUUCAUCGAUUCUUUGUGUCGUUAAUAACCAGAGGCAAAGAGAGUCCUCUCAGGUAGCAGCAUAGAAUAUGUUUUUUUGUUCAAGAUUAUUAUUUUUCUUCGUCUCCUUAUUUAUUUUGUCUUUUUUUUUUUUUGGGUUAGGAUUGGCGGGGUUAGAAUUGUAAUUCACAUUUUCUAGAUCUUUGUAAAUUUCAAUUCUUGGAGAUUGGGUUUUCCUCGGCUGGUUAAAAGGGAAGAUUGGUUUCGUUUAAA